AUGCCUAAAUAUUAUUGUGAAUAUUGUGAUAUAUAUUUAACACAUAGUUCUCCAGUUGGUAGAAGACAACAUAUUCAUGGAAGAAAACAUAUAAGUGCAAAAAUAGAAUAUUUUCAAAAUUUGUUAAGAGAAGAAGGUAUUACACCUCAGAACUUUUUAGGUUUUUUGAAUAAUAGAAAUUAUAACAAUUCUAUAGUAAAUCCAAUGAUGAAUUAUAUGCCUACUAAUUUAAAUAUGUAUAUGAAGUAUAAUCAAAUGAAAAAUUACCAGCAUCCUAUAAGGAAUGUUAAUACAUUUCGUUUAAAUAUGCCAAAUAAUAAAUAUUCAAGAGUUGGUUACUUUCCAUCCAAUGUGCCUAAGUAUCCAGCUAGUCAAACGCAAAAUAUGAUUUAUCCUAAUAGUAAUAAAUAUCCUAAUAAUUCUUAUAUGAAUCCAAAUAUGAUUAACAUAAAUAAUAAAAAUAAUAAUUAUAUAAAUAAUAAUCAACUAAAUAAUAUUACUAAUUUAAAUAAUGAAAAUAAAAAUGUUAUCAGUAAUACAACAGAAAAUGAAACUCCUUUUAAUGAUAAUAAUAAUUGCCAAAGUAAUAAUGAGAAUAAUUUAAAUAAUGCAAAUAAUAACUUAAGUAAUGGCAAUAGCAAUAUAAAUAGCACAAAUAAUACUUUAGACAAUUCAAAUAAUAAUUUAUACAAUGAAAUUAAUAAUUUAAGCAAUGCAAGUAACAGUAACUUAAAUAACACAUACAGUAAUUUAAACGAUACAAAUUAUAGUGUAAAGAUUGAUAAUAAUCAUGACAUUCUAAAUCAAAAUGAUUUAAAAAAUAAUUAUAAUCAAAAAGAAGUAAAUUAUGAUAUAAACCCUGAUAAUAAUUACCCAUAUGAAAAAAAUUCAAGUAUUGAUAAUCAAAUUAAUAAUCAAAAUAGCAACGAUAAUGUAAUAAACGGAAAAAACACAAGUGAAUAA
Plasmodium relictum is the source of this 963-nucleotide messenger RNA. RefSeq names its product RNA-binding protein (U1 snRNP-like), putative. Gene Ontology annotation, biological process: spliceosomal snRNP assembly; mRNA 5'-splice site recognition; mRNA splicing, via spliceosome. Gene Ontology annotation, cellular component: nucleus; U1 snRNP. The transcript has a single exon. NCBI's taxonomy places the organism in Eukaryota, Apicomplexa, Aconoidasida, Haemosporida, Plasmodiidae. Bases 1 to 963 code for a protein of 320 amino acids. Gene Ontology annotation, molecular function: pre-mRNA 5'-splice site binding; zinc ion binding. The record is from RefSeq and is a predicted model, not a curated record.